AAUAAAACAAAAGGGUAAAAAAUAGCCAAACCUUCCAGCCGAAGACACCUUAAAAUUUGUAAAUGCUGGAGAGAAAAGGAGAGAAGAGCACGGUUGUAUAGGGUACAGAUGUCGCAACAAGAGACGCAAAAUUUGUAUACUCGUGAAGUCAACCACGGAUCAUAUUCAUGUAUCACUUUCCCAAUUUCAAGCUAGCUACUACUCCAAACUCACCAAUUAAGCUCAUUUGUAAAUAGUAAUCCACUAAUCUUAUUCCUAUUGGAAGACUUGGUAAAAUACGGAGUACAAAGCUCUCUCUCGUUUAUAUCUCCAUUUCCAACUCCAUUACAGAUCGAUUUGGAUAGUUACAGGGGUUAAGAAAAUGGGAGAAACAUCAGGAAAAUUAGAUUUUGAUGAAGAAGAGGAGGAAAAUGAGAAUCAUUCAUCACCAUCAUCAGUGAAGUCAGAUGCGUCGUCGUUCCUUGUUGAGCUAAACCUGGUUAUGAUCAUUGCUUCCCUUAGUCUGUCUAAUAAUCAAGAACUUUUAGAAUAUGAGGAUGACGUGGAGGAGUUUACGGUCAAAAAAGAUCAACAAGAUUAUUAUAAGGCCUUUGUAUCAAAGUUGCACACUCGCAAGCGUGGGUUCGAUGACCUUAAAAUCCCUGAUCGACGAUCAGGAUUACAAUCUAAGGUUCUUGAUUCCAGGCAUGGCCGAAAAAUGUGAACAACUUCAAAUAUGAGUUCAUGUUCUCUCUGAAGAUGUUUGGCCUGAUGUUCUUUAUGUAAUAUUGAGGGGUUUUGCUGACAGAUACAGAGAGGAUGAUGUCCUAAAUAUGCAGAUUCCUGAGUCACAAGUCCUUAUUUUCCAAGUUGUCUCGUUUGUAAAUGUUUAUAUGUAUGUGAAAAAUAAUACUACCUCCGUUCCUAAAUGUUCUUUACGCUUA
Messenger RNA from Spinacia oleracea (spinach), 923 nucleotides. RefSeq lists its product as uncharacterized. The transcript has 3 exons. Lineage: Eukaryota; Viridiplantae; Streptophyta; Magnoliopsida; Caryophyllales; Amaranthaceae. The coding region runs from base 362 to 703 and encodes 113 amino acids. The record is from RefSeq and is a predicted model, not a curated record.